Rhizopus microsporus ATCC 52813 is the source of this 471-nucleotide messenger RNA. RefSeq lists its product as uncharacterized. NCBI's taxonomy places the organism in Eukaryota, Fungi, Mucoromycota, Mucoromycetes, Mucorales, Rhizopodaceae. The transcript is spliced from 4 exons. The coding region runs from base 1 to 471 and encodes 156 amino acids. The record is from RefSeq and is a predicted model, not a curated record.
AUGCUUCUCGAUAAAAGUACUGACACAACAGUCCAACGUUCUGCUGUAGUAAAAGCCAAGGAAGAUGAGACCUUUAGUGGGGAUUUGUUCCAAGCUAAGAGAAGGCGAUCGUGUGCAGGGUCUAUGACUAUCUAUACAAGAGCCAAUGCCAGCAGAUACAGUUCGUGUACCUGUCGGAUCAUUGCCGCCCGCUUGGAUGUUCAUGUAGAAGGUCUGUUGAAAUGUACGUCAACUGACGAUGAGGAGCAUCCCACCUUGGAAUAUCUCCUGGUAGCUGAUGUGAUAAAGAAGUAUAAUUUAAUUAAAAACUCGGAAAGGGAAAGUGCUGGCUUGACCAGCUUUGAAACAAUUGAGAAGCUGUUUAGAAAGCUGCAUGAAGAGUUAUAUCCCCCGCCUGCCAUUUACCAGUUGGAGCAUUACAAACUGUGUCCAGCUGCUAAUGGUCAAGAUAUUGCAAGUACCUAUCCAUAA